Molecule: messenger RNA, 14577 nt
Organism: Corythoichthys intestinalis (scribbled pipefish)
Lineage: Eukaryota; Metazoa; Chordata; Actinopteri; Syngnathiformes; Syngnathidae
Product: microphthalmia-associated transcription factor-like
Biological process (GO): melanocyte differentiation; regulation of transcription by RNA polymerase II
Cellular component (GO): nucleus
Molecular function (GO): protein dimerization activity; RNA polymerase II cis-regulatory region sequence-specific DNA binding; DNA-binding transcription factor activity, RNA polymerase II-specific
Source: RefSeq, a predicted model, not a curated record
AUACAGUUUGCACUCGCAGCGCUUCACAGGGUCGACGUACGGCGCCGCACAAAGCUGUUUUGACAAGUUCUCCCCCGCUAAAAGUUGUUUUCGUUGUUGUUCUUCAAACAUGCAGUCGGAAUCGGGAAUUGUUCCCGACUUCGAAGAUGGAGAGGAUUUACACGAGGAACCCAAAACGUACUACGAGCUGAAGAGUCAGCCCUUGAAAAGCAGCCCGUCGGAGCGGCGCGAUGCUUCCAAGCCUCCACUCAGCUCCUCGGCUACAACUUCGCGCAUCCUUCUGCGUCAGCAGCUGAUGCGCGAACAGCUUCAGGAGCAGGAGCGGCGGGAACAGAGGCGGCAGCAGGAAUCCCAGUACCCGCAAACCACAGCCGCGCAGACCCCCGCCAUCAAUGUCAGCGUGUCCGCACCGGCCGCUGCCCAGGUGCCCAUGGAAGUACUGAAGGUGCAGACUCAUUUGGAGAACCCGACCAAGUACCACAUCCAGCGCUCCCAGCAGCAGCAGGUCAAACAGUACCUGGGAAAGCUUGGCUCACAGGUAUUGAGCUUGCCCUGCCCCAACCAGUCCUCUGACCACGGGGGCAUGCCGCCAGGGCCGGGCAACAGCGCCCCUAACAGCCCUAUGGCCUUACUGACCCUGAACUCGAACUGCGAGAAAGAGGUUCCUGCUCUUAUUCUCUCUAUUUCUAAUGAACGCCCGAGCAUUUACUUGAACGCAUCCUUUUGCCAGAUGGAUGAUGUCAUCGACGACAUUAUUAGUCUGGAGUCCAGUUACAGUGAUGAUAUCCUUGGCCUAAUGGAUCCAGGACUUCAAAUGGCUAACACGAUCCCGGUGCCUGCCAACCUCAUGGACAUGUAUGGAAAUCAGGGUAUGUCACAACAAGGACUGCCUAUCAGUAACUCCUGUCCUGCUAACUUGCCCAACAUCAAAAGGGAAUACUCAGCGUCACAAUCACCGUCCGUAAUGCACAUGUUGGAUAAGUCUGGGUCAUGUGGCAAAUUCGACAACUAUCAGAGGACCGAAGGGUUUCCUGUUGCCGAAGUAAGAGCUCUUGCAAAGGAGAGACAGAAGAAGGACAACCAUAACUUGAUUGAGAGAAGACGACGUUUUAACAUCAACGAUCGAAUUAAGGAACUGGGAACUUUAAUUCCAAAGUCAAAUGACCCGGACAUGCGCUGGAACAAGGGCACCAUCCUCAAGGCGUCCGUGGACUACAUCAGGAAGCUGCAACGCGAGCAACAAAGGGCCAAAGAGCUGGAGAACUGUCAAAGGAGGCUUGAAAAUGCCAAUCGACAUCUCAUGUUGAGGAUACAGGAGUUGGAAAUGCAGGCCCGCGCUCACGGCUUGGCCGUCACGUCGUCGGCCCUCUGCUCGGCUGACCUGGCGGGCCGUAGGAUUAAACAGGAGCCCCCUUUGGAGGACUGUCACCAGGACCUGUACGCACUCCACCCCCGCACGCAUCAGCAGCACCACCGCGCCUGCACCCCGGAGAACCCCGGCGUGGCGGAGCGAAACGAAGGUCACCACGAUUUCUCCGACGGUCACUACGUUCACGGCAGGCCGGCCUCCAAACUCAACGACAUCCUCAUGGAAGACAACGUGUCGCCCGUGCGAGGCGGGGACCCUUUGCUCUCCUCCGUUUCGCCGGACGCCUCCAAGGACAGCAGUCGGAAGAGCAGCGUAAGCAUGGAUGAGCACGAGCAGGGCUGUUAGCGCCCCACACUGGAUGAUCACGUCCAUGCGGCUGCGUUCUGAGCUGCCGUUUUGUUUUUGUUUUUCUCCGUUUACACGUCUUCGGCUUUCUCUUUUUUUUUUAUAUAUUAUAAUAUGUGUCUUUUCAAGUUCUCCUCAGCCUCGGACUGAUUUUAAACUCUGUUUUAAUCAAAGUUUGAUGACAAUGAGCUACAUUUAGAAUUUUUAUAUAUGAAAGAAAACUUUUAUCUUAGGGUAGAUGCUAAAUAUGUUGAUUCCAAAGAAUCUGGGGGAAAUCACAAACGAAGGUAGCAUACCGCUGCUUUUUUUUUUUUUUAAAUCACAAGCAAUAAUAAUAGAAAUCUAUUACUGUAGUGCUUUACACUCCUUGUGUCUUAGAAGUCGAUUGUGCCGAUGCCUUAUUAUGAGAUGAGUGUUGUGUCGCUGGAAGUCAUCUUCACAUUUAAAACUCUUUCUUAACAAAUUAAAGAAGUUGUAGAUUCAAGCCAAUGGAUGAAUCGAAGAAAUUUGUACAUAAACUUUCCCACUAACAUAGAGAUUUCACCAUCACACAUUUUUGCACCCGAGUCACAUGAUUUUGAGGAUCUACCAAUACCAAGUCCCUAUCCGAUACCUCAGCAAUGUAUGAGGAGGGGUGUAGGAGCCACAUCCAAAUUAUUAUUUUUUUUUUUUUAACUUGAACAAAACUAUCCCAACAUAAUCGUCAUAUAACAGGUAGUACUUAGUGCAGCAGUGGUUCAAACCAAGUAAAAAAAAAAAAAAAAUACAAAUCCGUUUUUUUGUUUGUUUUGCAAUUCAGUUGUGCAGCAGAAAAUAUAGUUGCAAAACAAAUGAAAAUUCAGUUUUACAAACACACUUGUAUAAAUAAUAAAAUGUGUUACGUUAGUGUUCCCUUUAUUUUUUUUUAAGCAGUGUAUGUACUGUAUUAUACAGUAUAUUUAGUACAGUACAGGCCAAAAGUUUGGACACACCUUCUCAUUUGUGUGUUUUCUUCAUUUUCAUGACUAUUGACAUUGUAAAUUCUCACUGAAGGUAAUAAAACUAUGAAUAAACACGUGUGGAAUUAUGUAGUUAGUAGGGCUGUCAAAAUUAACGCGUUAACGGGCGGUAAAUAAAUUUUUGAAUUAAUCACGUUAAAAUAUUUAACGCAAUUAACGCAUGCGCAGAACGACCAACUCAACCAUUGCCGCGAACAGACUACAAUGGCGCCAUUUGAAGUAUAUUGAGAGCUAAGGGCAGAGACAAGCAAGUGGAGUGGACGCAGGUGUUACCGGCACCCGCCAAGGGGACCGCUGUUAUUUUCAAUGUGACCGGCAUUGUCAGAUUGAGCAGUGAGGAAGAAAGUGGUCGAGCGAGAGAGGGAGCGAGAGAGUAGAGAAAAUGCGCAGUUAGCGGCAGGCCCAAGUGCUGCUUCCCCACAUGCUUUUGUUUUGUUAAUAAAAGUGUUCACAAAAAGCAGUCUAACACCUCUCGGUGUUUAUAUGUUGGCCGCCGUCUUCCUCAGGAGGUAAGAGAAGGAACCGAGCCAUCUGACGACAGUGAGCCAACAUUAGGGUGACCAUAUUUUGAUUUCCAAAAAAGAGGACACUCAGCCCGGCCUUAAGAUACUUGAAUUUUACUCGAAGUUCACUCAAGAUGCCUUUAUCACUUUAAUAUAUUUAAAGUGUGCCCCCUCACUCUGGAUUGAAAAAUGCAUUUUGGAAAAAAAAAUAAAAUAAAAAUAAUGCAGACCCAUUGAAAUGUAGUCUAGUCAAUACAAUACACAUACACACAGUAGGCUAUGUGUCAACUAAACAUUUGUAUAAAUUACUAUAGCGACAAUUUUCCUUGACAAAUUCUUAUUCCCAUUCAAUUGAUAUUCUCAUUCAAUGUUCUAGAUUGCACACAAACAAUAACCGAAGUAAACUGACAAACUAUUCAACCAGCAUGUUUCCAAACGUAGCAGUUCAAAACUACGUUUCCCUUAAUGCAUAGCGUGGUUUAGCUUACUGAUAGUUAGCUGAGGCAAAAAUCAAACUUUGCUAUAAUAGUUUAUAAUCAUCGGCAGCGUAACGAUGCGACACCAAACGGGAUUUUACAGUCAAAGCUCCGACAGAAGUCAACAGUUGCCAUUAUAUACGUAUUUAUCGUAAAAAAAAAUUAACAACUGGGCAGGCGUUGUGGCCAAAACAUCAACCCAGUAGAUGGCGGUAAUGCUUCAUGAUGGGGUAAACUGCCAAUGAAAAAGAACUACUCCUUCCCUCCCUUCUAGUAGGAAUCAUGUCAACUGCUGCCACCCAGCAGCUGGAGGGAUUCUCUUCAAAUUGGUCCCGUGAAAAAUCAUAAAACCCGCCCAGACGACGAGGAUUCUACGUGAAAUUAGGACUUGUCCGGGCAAAAGAGGACGUUUGGUCACCCUAGCUAACAUGAUUCACCGGUCCAAUGGGGUCCAUAGCACUACCAUUAUCCUAGCAGGAUGAAUUGGUAACGCAGACAUUUAUUGUAGCCGCAUUAUUUAAAGGGUUACUCAGUUGCAUCUCUUCUACAUUUGUUAUAACUAUUGUGGCAAGCAACAUGAGGAAGCAUGACCAGGGAUGAUCAUUUACUUAACACCAUGACUUGUACUCAACACAGAGAAGAUAUAUCCUUUGCAGCAACCACUGUGACUCAUGGUUGCUCAAAUUCCCAUCAUGCAUUUGGGCAGUUAAGAACAUUUAAAUCGCUAUAGUAUCAUUUAGUGAAAGAACAACAAAAAUAAUAUUCCUAUCUCUCAAAAAUAAAUAAUGUUCACAAAAAGAAAAGUGCUCGAUGCAAAGAGAUCUGGCAUUCCCAAUCAAAAUGGCUAUGCAAAAUAAUAUGCUAUUACAUUAAGUUUAGCUAAAAAAAUACACUAGAUGGCAAUAUUUAGUCACAAUAUACAAACUAUCAAAAUUACUAUAAGUUGUACUCACAUUUAUCUUUUAUGAAUUAAAAGUCUAUCCGUGGAUCCCUUUCACAGAAAGAAUGUUAAUGUUAAUGCCGUCUUGUGGAUUUAUUGUUAUAAUAAACAAACACAGUACUUAUGUACAGUAUGUUGAAUGUAUUUAUCCGUCUUUUCUUUCCAUUCCAACAAUAAUUUACAGAAAAAUAUGGCAUAUUUUAGAGAUAGUUUGAAUUGCGAUUAAUUACGAUUAAUUAAUUUUUAAGCUGUGAUUAACUCGAUUACAAAUUUUAAUCAUUUGACAGCCCUAGUAGUUAGCAAAAAAAAAAAAGUGAAACUGCUAAAACCAUGUAUAAUAUUCUAUUACAUUUGCUCUGAUUACUUUAUUGCACACUCUUGCUAUUCCCUUAAUGCACUGGUUCUUAACCUGGGUUCGAGUAAGUGAGGGUUUUGGCGAAGGUAAAGAAGCGCAGAGCCCUAUUUUCGUACGCUGAUUAAAUUCAGGCAAAGUGGCUUUUUAGACGAGGUUUUGGACUGGUUUGCUCCCAAUUUAAAGCUGUAAUCCAUUUCCUUUAAAUCCUAGUCCUCAAACUAGGGGUGCACGAUAUCCAUUUUUUGAAACCAAUAUCAGUAACUUCCUGCUCCUCAAAGCCGAUACCGAUAUCGAUAGCUGAUAAUAAAUAUAUAAUUUUUUAAAUGUAUAACCUGAGUUUUGAACACCUGGAGAGUUUAAAAAAAAAAAAAAAACUAGUGGUGGAUUCAACAUAGAUUUGCCUUUGAUCUCACCAGAUUUUUCAUAAUGACAUGAACAAAACAGUGCGUUUCACUUAUGCACUCCCCAACAGUGAGCUAAAAAUUAAUGCACUUCCCAUAAACCACAAGGCUUUGUCUUUUUUUGCUUUUAUGGGAAGGCACUCGUCUUCAUAUUGUGAAAGUACAACAGAAAAAUACACACAUUCAAUACUCAAUAUACAACAAACUGCACAAUACACUUAUACACACAACUGUUUUAUGCAUAGCAUAGCACACUAGCUUGAGCGACUAAAGCAAUGGCUGGCUUCUAUAACACUACAACUCAUUAAGUUCUGUACAUAUGACCCUUCACCACAGAAGUAAACAUAUGUUGCACAUCCAUAUGUUAUCGUAAACAUAAAAUACUUACAGACAUAUAUUUCCGAGGCGGAAAAGUAACAGAAAGCAUUCACGAUUGUCAAUGCUGACGCUAGACACCGCAAGGUGUAAGUGAAUUAACCAGCUAGACACCGCAAUGUGUAAGUGAAUGAACCAAACUACUGUAACAAAAAAUAGAAGCAGAAAAUUAUUUUGACCAGCAGGUGGCAGUAAUGCCCCGCAAAUGGUCAACUGAUUUCCCAUACUAGUGUGUAAACUGUAAAGCCAGCACAGUACAUAUUAUCGGUCCUAUUCAUAAUGUUAUUGGAUUUAUCGGGAUGAUGUCAUAAUUCCUAUUAUCAGAUCGAUAAUUAUCGGACCAAUAAAUAUCGUGGACCAGUACCUCAAACUAAUUGGGGGAGGAACUGGUUUGCUCAGUGGAAGGUUGACUCGCACUUGAUAUGGGGAAAUACAACAGACCAAUGGGCGGAGUGGUCUCAAACUUGGACCUGUUUAUAAAACAUGCUGUCAAAAUAAGAAUUUUGAAAGGGGAUUUGCUAAAUAAUUAGCUUACUAACUUAGAUAUAUUGGUUUUGAAUUCGAAAAAGAAAUGCUUUAUUUUCUAAUUCCGAAGGGUUCGGUGAAUCCACAUGUGAAACUUGUAGGGUUCGGUAGCUUUAGCAAGGUUAAGAACCACUGUCUUAACGAGCUUCAAGAGAGAGUCACCUAAAAUGAUUUUUGACUUCACAGAUUCCACUAAUCAACCCUGAGAAGACAUACCUGUUACUGUCCCACCGUGCCACCUUCAUAAUGUGAAUUAUUUUUAAACAACAACGUAGAAAAAUGCUUGUCCUUAUUAAAUGCUUCAUUAAAUGAGUCCACUCAAAUCCGCUCACGCUGCUCUCUUAACUUACACAAUGAGUUGCCACAGCACACUUAUGCAGGUUUUAAGAUGAUUGACACAUGCGUGCCUUUGAUCAUAGAGCUACCAAUCUUCUCUGGCAAGAUCAAAGCUGCAAACCUGUCAAUUAUCAUUAACUUUAAGUACCAAACACAAGCUGGACAAUUUGGCCGCAGGAGGGAAGGUGAUAAGCUGUGGCGCUGUACGAGCAUGAAGCAGAAAAACAUAAAUAAAUUUUUACAUUAAAAACCCAAUCCUUUGCACCGGAUUCCGAUCCUCUGAAAAAUGAUGCGAUCGGCACUGCCUUUUCAGGGUUGAUUAGUGGAAUUAAUUGUUUUAUCAAUGGGGUUGGGACCUUCAUUUGUGUUGCAUUGAAUGAAGUGUGUCCAAACUUUUGGCCUGUACUGUAUAUGUAUACAGUGGUAUGAAAAAGUAUCUGAACCUUUUAGAAUUUCUCACAUUUCUGCAUUAAAUCACCAUCAAAUGUGAUCUGAUGUUCGUCAAAAUCACACAGAUGUAAAAACAGUGUCUGCUUUAACUAAAACCACCCAAACAUUUAUAGGUUUUAAUAUUUCAAUGACGAUAGCAUGCAAACAAUGACAGAAGGGGAAAAAAUAAGUAAGUGCACCCUGUGCCUAAGGGUAUUUAAAGAGCAAUUGUAACCAAUUUUUUACCAAAAAAUUUAAGUCAGGUGUGGGCCCAAUCACUGAUGAGCUGCCCUACCAACUAUAAAACACCUGGCUGUCUGAAGACCUGUGAUCGAGGAUUGUUGAUUUGUAUAAAAUUGAGAAGGGACACAAAGCCAUCUCUAAAAGUCUGGAUGUUUAUCAAUCGACAGUCAGAGAAGUUGUCUACAAAUAUAGAGAGUUUAGCACUGUUGCAUCUCUCCCAAGGAGUGGCUGUCCACCAAAGAUGAUGCCAAGAGUUCAGCGCAGAAUGCACAGACAGGUAAAAAGAACCCUAAAGUGUCUGCUAAAGACUUACAGAAAUCACUGGUACACUCCAAAAUCUCUGUGUACACAUCGACUAUAUGUAAAGCUAUGGCCAAGAAUGGUGUUCAUGGGAGGACUCCACGGAGAAAGCCACUGCUGUCUAAAAAAACAUUGCUGCUUGUUUAAUGUUCGCAAAAAGGCACUUGGACUCUUCACAGGCGUUUUGGCAAAAUGAUUUGUGGACUGAUGAAACCAGAGUUGAAUUAGUUCUGAGUAACACACAACGUCAUGUGUGGAGAAAAAAAUGGAACAGCUCACCAACAUCAACACCUAAUCCCCAACGUGAAGCAUGGUGGAGGGAGCAUCAUGAUUUGGGGCUGUAUUGCUGCCUCAGGGCCUGGACAACUUCAAUCCUUAAUGGAAGAAAACAUUCAAAAGUUUUAUCAUGAUGUUUUGCAGGAAAACCUGAGGCCACCUGUCAGUCAGUUGAAGUUAAAAAGAGGAUGGAUGGUGCAACAGGACAAUGAUCCAAAUCAACUUCAGAAUGGUUUCAGAAGAACAAAAUACACUUUUUGGAGUGGCUUAGUCAAAGUCCAGACUUUAACCCCAUUGAGAUGCUGUGGCAUGACCUAAAGACAGUGAUUCAUGCCAGACAUCCCAGGAAUCUGACUGAACUACAGCAGUUUUGUAGAGAAGAAUGGGCCAAGAUGAGUCCUGAUUGAUGUACCAGACUGAUUUAAAGCUACAGGAAGCAUCUGGUUGAAGUUAUUGCUGCCAAAGCGGGUGCCACAAAAUAUUAGAGAUGUCACGAUCCAUCGGCAUCCCGAUCGAUCGUGUCCGAUGACGUCAUUUUCAAAGUAUCGGAAUCGGCAAAAAAAUAUCGGACAUGCCUUUUUUUAGUAUAUAUAUAUUUUUUAAUUAAAUCGUUUUCUAAUUGUAUUUAAUGUUACAGACAUAAUAUGUUACACUCAUCCAGAGUCUUUAGUUUUGGCUUAAGGUAGGGUUAUCAAAUUUAUCCCGAUAAUGGCGGUAAUUAAUUUUUUAAAAAAUGUAUCACGUUAAAAGAUUUAACACAAUUAAUGCAUGCGCUGCACGACCCACUCACGCAUUGUCGCGCUCAAUCUGUAAUGGCGCCGUUUUACCUUUAUAGAGAGCUAAAAGGCAGCGUAAAAUAAGUAGAGUGAAUUUUGGAAGCCUUUGGAGUAUUAUUUUAAUUGACUAAAGCCUUACAAUCCCUCUCCCUACGAUUUGAAAUAUCGUGAGAAGUAAUGUGGGGAAGCAAGGUAGUAACUGAUCUUUUUCUUAACAGCUGAUGUUAUUUCCCAACGCAGAGAAGAUAUGUCAAUUGGUAGCACUACGCACAGUCAUGGUUUCACUUCCCAUCAUGCAUUUGGGCAUGGCUACAGUAUCAUUUACUGAAAGCUCAACAAAUACACUAGAUGGCAAUAUUUAGUCACAAUAUACAAAGUCCAUUUGUCCUUUAAGAAUUACAAGUCUUUCUAUCCGUUGAUCCCUCUCACAGAAAGAAUGUUAAUAAUGUAAAUGCCAUCUUGAGGAUUUAUUGUCAUAAUAAACAAAUACAGUACUUAUGUACUGUAUGUUGAGUGUAUAUAUUCGUCCGAGUUUUAUUCAUUUUUUUCUUAAUGCAUUGCCAAAAUGUAUAUGAUCGGGAAAAAUUAUCGGGAAUGAUUGGAAUUGAAUCGGGAGCAAAAAAAAAAAGCAAUCGGAUCGGGAAAUAUCGGGAACUGCAGAUACUCAAACUAAAACGAUCGGGAUCAGAUCGGGAACAAAAAAACAUGAUCGGAACAACCCUACAAAAUAUUAAAUGUGAUGGUUCACUUGCUUAUUUUCCCCUUUCUGUCAUUGUUUGCAUACUAUCCUCAUUGAAAUCUGAAAACCUAUAAAUGUUUGGGUCGUUUUAGGUAAAACAGUUUUUUCAUCAGUGUGAUUUUGACAAAAAUCAGAUUACAUUUGAUGGUGAUUUUAUGGAGAAAUGUGAGAAAUUCUAAAAGGUUCAGAUACUUUUUCAUACCACUGUAUAUGUAUAUAUGUAUUUAUACAUUAUGUAUAUACAUUAUAUAAAUUGAAAUGUCUGAAAAACCUGAUGAAAACUAUAUUUGCGUUUCUUUUAAAUUCACACACUACCAUUACCAGAUUUUCACAUCGAAAUUUCUGCUUUGCGAAUUACAAGGGUUAAUGGAAUCGCAACUAUUGAUAAACAGUUGACCACUUAAAACAUUCAAACUAAGACAACACAUUAAUCUUCCUACUUUUCUAACUGCUUUAAUAUUAUUUCAUCAUUUAACACUUUGGCACUGAAACACGGUCAUUAAUUAUCAGCCAUCCCAGUUAAAAUGAGCUUGAAUUUCAAAGAAAACAAAACACUGGAAUUUCUUCUGUUAAUCAAAUCAUAUUUUGUUUUUAUUUUUUUGUAUCUAGGCAUUAAGUCACUAUUGUUCUGGUUUCUCUGAACACUUACGCAGUAAUGUAUAAGAUUGCUUGUUUUUAGCCAUGUAUGACUAUUGUGUAUUUGAUCUCCAGCACUUGUAGCACAUUAAGUAAGCAUGAUUUUGUUCACCUGCCCUGUUACAACCCAAAUCUUCAUGUUGGUUAACUAUGUGCCUGUCGUUCGCGUCUUGACAAUAUGAUCUUUUGAAAUCAUUUAAGUGCCUUUUAGUGGUUUGUGUUACCCUGCUGACUUAAGAGGAACUGUAGAUACUGGCGUUAACUUUGUUUCAGAAAUACUGAUGUUUCGGGAGAAUCUGAAGCUGCUGUAUAAAGUUUUUGCAGUGAUUAAAAAAAAUACCAAAAUGGUUGUCGCAUGUAGAAGAAGAGCAGAUAACAUAAAGAAACCAAUGACUACUUAGAAUGAAUAAUCCUGGAAUGAAGUGAUGUACGAGAACAUUUUUGAAGAGGGGUGUCCAAACUUUUUUUCUCGGAAAAAUUGAAGGAUACAAGGGCCAACUUGAAAUCCCUCCACAUGACACUAUAUGUUGUCGUAUCGUAACGCACUAAUAUUGUUGUACCGAUACAGUAUCCGUACCGAUACAACGCUAAAACGACGUCUUAGGUAUCGUGGAACAUUAAAAAUAACGUGCCGUUGCUGCACACUUUGUCGUUUUCGAGCGCUAGUUUCCAACUGCUCGUCGCCUUGACCAAGAUGGCCGCCAGCUACACACGUUACUGUAAAGAAAAAAACUCUUCUCGCCUUUCCCAAAAUGAUGAUAGACGUGUAGCGUUAAAUCAUCUUUCUACUGUAAAUUGAAACAAGUUCACCACUUAUCGUUGUCCAAUCCAUUUGAAGAGGGAAAGCCGGCAGUGAAUGAACGGAAGUUACUUUACAUUCAAUUAAAUUUGCGGUAAUUUGGGAUUAAAAGAAUUGGUCUUUUCCUGCAAAAAAAAAUGUAUCGGUACAGCAUAGACUUCAUAAUGUAUUGAGGGGACACAGCGCCGAAAAAUAGGGGGCCUGCUCUGUUGGCGAGGCUGUUAAAGUUGACUGAGUGAAAUCACAAAGAGCUUUUUCUGUUGAAAGUUCUUGUGAGUAAAUGCUUAAAUCCCAGAACUCUUUAUAGAUAUGGAUGUAACACAGUCUAGAUUCUUGGUUACAAGCAGAAAAAAAAAAACAACGUACAGUUAGCAUUUAUUAUACGUUAAUAUGUCCAAAUACAAUGCUAGUCUGUUAGUGAAUGUAGCUAGCGGCCGCCUGAUGUAAACAGAGCUUUUCCGGUGAAAAUUCUUGUGAAUAAAUGCUUAAAUCCCCGAAUUCUUUAUAAAUAUGGACGUAAAACAGUCUCGAUUCUUGGUUAAAAGCAACAGCAAAAAACGUGCAGUUAGCAUACAUUUUAUGUAAACAUGUCGAAGUAAAAUGCUAGUCUGUUAGCGAAUAUAGCUAGCGGCCGCCUGAUGUAAACAGAGCUUUUCUGGUGAAAGUUCUUGUGAAUAAAUGCUUAAAUCCCCAAAUUCUUUAUAGAUAUGGACGUAAAACAAUCUUGAUUCUUGGUUAAAAGCAAAAAAAAAACAAAAAAAAAACAUGCAGUUAGCAUUUAUUUUACAGAAAUAUGUCGAAGUACAAUGCUAGUCUGUUAAUGAAUGUAGCUCGCUCUCCACCUGAGCUUUUCUGGUGAAAAUUCUUGUGAAUAAAUGAGAAUAAAUCCCCAAACUCUUUAUAUAUAUAUAUGGACGUAAAACAGUCUUGAUUCUUGGUUAAAAGCAAAAAAAAAAAAAUUCCAGUUAGCAUUUAUUUUACGUUAACAUGUCUAAGUAAAACGCUAGUCUGUUAGUGAAUAUAGCUAGCGGCCACUUGAUGUAAACAGAGCUUUUCUGGUGAAAAUUCUUGUGAAUAAAUGCUUAAAUCCCCGAAUUCUUUAUAGAUAUGAACGUAAAACAGCCUCGAUUCUUGGUUAAAAGCAAGAAAAAAACGUGCAGUUAGCAUUUAUUUUACGUAAACAUGUCGAAGUACAAUGCUAGUCUGUUAGUGAAUGUAGCUAGCGGCCACCUGAUGUAAACAGAGCUUUUCUGGUGAACGUUCUUGUGAAUAAAUGCUUAAAUCCCCGAAUUCUUUAUAAAAAUGGAUGUAAAACAGUCUCGAUUCUUGGUUAAAAGUAAAAAAAAAUGUGCAUUUAGCAUUUAUUUUACGUAAAUACUAUGAUGCCAAUGCAGUAGCGGCUAAUUUUUUAACAACCUUUCAAAAUGCAUGUAUGGUACGAAAAAUAUAAUAAUUACCUUGAAUCCUUCCUGUUUGUAUGCGGUACAGCUUUUGUACUUUUCCAACAGAAAUCCGGCGUUAGAUCGCUGCGUGCGUGUGUUUGUGAAUAGUUUCUCUUGAUGUGGGCGGCCUCCUACUUGAAUGGGAGGAGCAGUGCAUGACCGAUCUGACCCGUCAAUACAUUAUGAAGUCUAUAGGUACAGUAUAGCCAAAAAAAUGGUAUCGGUGCAAUACUAAUUUCAACAUGUCAGGUUUUGACAUGUGAGCAAAUGGAGAGACACUGUUAAAGUGACUAGCGCCAUCUGGUGUUGAAGCUGAGAAGCGCAAGAUAAUGUAGGCUGACUCAAGCUUCUUGUGCCUCAUAUUUAACGAUAUUUUCACAAUUUGAAGCAGUUUAAUAAAAGUUUGGGCACCCCUAUUUUAGAAGAAUGGCUUUUAAUGUAUGUGUAUCUCUUAAAUGUGUAUAUUUUACACAUUAUCAUCUUAUUCAGGCAAAUGAUUUCUUUAAAAAAUGGAUGCAAUGUGUACAACUUUUUUCUAAAUACUUUGUCUAAUUGUGCAACAAAGAACUGCACAACAAUCGAUUGAGGACUAUUCUGAAAUAUGGCAAUUUAUUAUCCUAAAAAGUGCUUUUGUCAAAAUGGAGGUCUAAUUGAAAGUUGAUUUUUACAUUCUUGCUAAAUGAUACAUCUCGGCUAAGUUAUAUUUUCUAUAUUUCGGACGUUAUUUAUUUUUGUGUUGAACACAUUGAGGUCAAUCAUCCCCAAAACUAACUUGAAUAGCACAAUGUUACUUCACUGUUAUUUCUGUUUGCCUGAAUGUAAUUCAAAUAUACUGUAAAGCCAAAAAUGUGCUGCCAGUGUGCCAAAGUUACUGCAAUGUAGCUGUAAUGUGUGUUACAAGCUGUCAAAUGUGCCUGAAUUUACACUGAACUCUUUCGGUGGCAUUGACGACACUAGACUUCCAAUAAUGUGUUGUUCAAUUGUCAUUCUGCUGUGAAUUGAAAUGAGUUUGUCACUAGUAGGCGUCCAAUCCAUUUCAAGUGGACUUCAAGAAGCCCUCUUGCUUCAAAUGUCAAUGGCAGCCCAACAGUUAACAAAUAUGCAUAAAGAUUUGGAGGAAUACUUAAGUACAGUACAUAAAAAGUAAACUGUAAACAUAGCUACAAAUUAUUUUCUUUAUUUUCCCUUCAGGCAUGACAAAUCCAACAACAUACAGCAUUUAUAUGUGUUUACAAUUAGUUCAACCCGAAAAGAAAAGGGCAGACGGGAGAAGCCGAAGCUUAUUGAGACCCGCUCCCAAUAUACCAUAGGACGCAGAAAAUAUCGUAUAACAAUUUUUGACAUUCAGAUUGCGUAGUGAUUACAAGGUUUUUUGUUUUAUUUUUAAUUUAACCAUCCCCCUUGAUUGUUCAUUUUCCCAAUAGUCCAUUGUCGAUCGUGUCCAUGUGAUUUUUAUGUUGAUUAGAUCCAGUAGAUCAGUUCAUAAUUCAGUUGUUAGUUUAUUCAGUUGAUUCGAUCCAGAGAAAAUGAAUAAUUCAUUAAAAGAACAUAUACAAUUUUUCGACUGAAAAUUAACAAAUCAUUCUAAAUAAUUUAAGUAUUUUUUACAUUUAUUUUGCAUAUUUUUUUCUAUUUUUUUCAUCUGUAUUCUUCAAUUUAAUUUGUUAUGUAUUAGGGCUGUCAAACGAUUAAAAUUUUGAAUCGAGUUAAUUAGAGAUUAAAAAGUUAAUCGCAAUUUAAACCAUCUAUAAAAUAUGCCAUAUUUUUCUGUAAUUUAUUGUUGGAAUGAAAAGAUAAGACACAAGACGGAUAUAUACAUUCAACAUACGGUACUUAAGUACUGUAUUUGUUUAUUAUAACAAUAAAUCAACAAGAUGGCAUUAACAUUAUUAACAUUCUCUUAAAGCGAUCCAUGGAUAGAAAGACUUGUACUUCUUAAAAGAUAAAUGUUAGUACAAGUUAUAGAAAUUUUAUAUUAAAACCCCUCUUAAUGUUUUCGUUUUAUUAAAAUUUGUAAAAUUUUCAAUCAAAAAAUAAACUAAUAGCUCGCCUUUGUUGCUAUCAAUCAGUUGGACCCAAGCGCCAGCAGAGGGCGCCAAACACCAAAAAACAAGUAACAAGCGGACAUUACACUCUGAUGUCAUUUUAAUCUGUUUGAGCGGGGCAUGUGCAUUAUUUGUGUCAAAUAUUUUAACGUGAUUAAUUUUAAAAAUUAAUUACCAUCAAUGCAAUAUUUUUGACAGCCCUAGUUGAUUCGAUCCAGAAGAAAAAUAAUAAUUCAUUAAAAGAACAUAUACAAUGUUUUGAUUGAAAA